AUGGUGAUAUUGAGCCUGACUCCUGGUGAUUCAAAAUGCCGUCUCUACUGUAAGGGCCGUGCUUGCCGUUAUUGCAAUAUAUUCGUUGGGACAAGUGCAAUUCCUGGGCUGUACUCUACGUGGGUCACGGAUGAUAUUCUUGCAAUGGCCAGACCGCAACCGGCUCACUUCGAAAACGACAAAAUUAUACGCCUUCUGAAAGAGAACAAAAUUAGUGCCGUGUUCAAUCUCGAAGAAGCCGGAGAGCAUUCUUCAUGUGGAUCGGGAAACCUUGCUGGAGGGUUUAGCUACGACCCGGAGUGCCUCAUGAGAAAUGAUAUAUUCUACUACAACUUCCCUCUUCCCGAUUUCGAAGCUUGUACUCCGGCACGGCUCGUGGAUAUUGUGACUGUUAUGAUUUACGAACUGACUAGAGGUCAUGGAAGAACGGGUAUGGUGAUAGCUGCCUGUAUGAUGUUACUCCGUGGAAUGACCCCACGUGAGGCCGUCGAUUUUGUCAGACAGAAGCGGUAUGUUUUUCCAGGGUACUUUCCUUCAUUGAAAGAUGAGCUGGAAAUUCCAGGCCAGGCUCCCGUGCAAAGUUCCGAUCAGGUCGAAGCGUUACAUUCGCUCCAUGUCCUGCUUUUUAACGAUGCUUCCGUCCUUCCUCAGUCACCAUUCCGCUCAACAUCGGAAUACGUGGAAUUUACAGGGCGUCCGCUUUUCGUCGGCUCCGUCGCCCUACUUCGGAAAUUCUUCAGUGCCGUUGUGUUGAGGCCUCAGUCACAAGCCGAAAAUGCUUGGCGUUUUCAAUUUGAUUGCAGUGGACCAACGGAUUUCAAAGUUACGGAAGAAAUGCUACAUCUUAUGAAUGUUGAUGUGACCACUCGUGGACAAACAUACUAUUUUCGACGAGAUGAGAAAGACAUAGUGGAGUUGGUAUCAUUCAUAGACUUCUUCAUGCGCACAGCCUUCUUCCAGCUGAUGACCUCUGAGGAAUUGACUUCAUUUUUGGCAACAGCUAAUUCAUCUCAGGAGAAAAUGAGAAAGGUGAACACUCAAGAACGAAAUAAAAACUAUUACCCUCUGAUUUCACGAUAG
Ostertagia ostertagi is the source of this 1080-nucleotide messenger RNA. The record is from the annotation of a GenBank genome assembly. NCBI's taxonomy places the organism in Eukaryota, Metazoa, Nematoda, Chromadorea, Rhabditida, Trichostrongylidae.